Molecule: messenger RNA, 1035 nt
Organism: Phlebotomus argentipes
Lineage: Eukaryota; Metazoa; Arthropoda; Insecta; Diptera; Psychodidae
Product: lymphokine-activated killer T-cell-originated protein kinase homolog
Exons: 2
Coding region: 61-996 (311 amino acids)
Biological process (GO): protein phosphorylation
Molecular function (GO): protein kinase activity; ATP binding
Source: RefSeq, a predicted model, not a curated record
GGGGGACGCUGGCAACGGUCUUUUGAGCGCUCAAAACUUGUGACCACGGAUUUAAUAGCGAUGGACACCCCCAAGAGGACUCCGCUGCGCAAUAAGCACCUUGAGAAUGUGUUUGGCAAUAUUCUGGGCACUCCACUGAAGAUUCCGCCGUCGCCACAGCUGCAGAAGCUGGGAUUUGGCACAGGAAUUGAGGUCUGUCGCGUGAACAGGACACCGAGCAAGGAUGUGGUGAAGUCUCCGUGGGCGGUGAAGCGCCUCAAUCGCUUCGCACUGGAUGGGGACAUGCAGAAUAGCGAGGUGUACUCGGAGAGGCUGGAGAAGGAGGCAAUGCUCCUCCGGAAGCUGAACCAUGGCAAUAUUGUGGGCUUCAGGGCGUACAAGAAGGGUCCGGAUGGACGGAAUAUUCUGGCUCUGGAGAUCUGCGAUUCAUCCCUGGCUGACAUUCUGGAGAAGCGUCUGGAGGAGGACAUGGGACCACUGGAAGUGCCUAAGAUCGCGAGAUUCUGUCUGGACAUUGCGGCGGCGCUUGAGUAUUUGCACAAGGAGAUGGAGAUCCUCCAUGGGGACAUCAAGUCGGGCAAUGUGCUGGUCAAGGGAGACUUUGAGGUCUGCAAACUCUGUGAUUUCGGAGUGUCUCUGAAGAUUGACAAGUCUGGCCACAUUGAUCCGGACGAUAAGUACGUGGGGACGGAUUUGUGGGCAGCUCCUGAAGUCAUUGACGACAUGACGUCGCUGAUUGGCAGCGGAAGCGACAUCUUCAGCUACGGUCUGGUCAUUUAUGAGACCUUUGUCCUGAUGCCGCCGCACUUCUUCGGUCUGGACGAUGAAGACAGCAUGACUGAACUGGACAUGAGAGUGGGCACGAGACCUCCGCUCCCGGAAACACUGGAGCUCUCCAAUGACUACAAUCUCUACGUGGGUCUCUUCUACGCCUGCACAAAGGAUCUGCCUGAAGAUCGACCCUCGGCAGAAGCCAUCCAGAAAAUGCUUAAAUAAUCCAACAUAAAUGCACAAUAAACGAUUUUAUUCUCAUUU